UUAAGAUUUCCUUAGGAGUUUUGGGUUUGGGAAUCAAAUAUUAAUAUUAUGUUCAAAUAUUAUUAUUUUUGUGAAGUCUUUAAAUAAUUAAAUCGCUUUUAGUACUAACCUUUGUAAAUUCAGCUGCGGUAUAGUAAUCUUUGUUCAAUACAGACUACAGAGCUAUAAAUUGUUAUUUCCGAGUGAUUUAUGAGUGCAAAUGAUUUACAGUUCAAAAUGCAUGAUGUAUAUGAAGUUGUAAAACUGUUAAAGUAUUCUGUUCAAAUUGAAAGCAUCACUGCCUAUGAUAAUUAUUUGCUGGUUGGUAAUCGUUUAGGGCACAUAUUUUUGUACACCACCAGUCCUAGGGUACAACUAGUUGACUGUAAUAAAACAUUUAGCAAAAGACCUAUACUACAAUUAACUGCAAUAUCAGAAUGUCAAAUAGUUAUUUGUCUAUCAGAUGAAAGAGUUAGUGUACUUGAUGUAUCUCGUGAUAAAGUAAUACAUUUGAAAACACCUGGUUUACAAAAAACUAAAGGUGCUAGUUAUUUUACUGUAAAUGUGAAGACUCCCGAUGGAUUGCAAAGUAAUCCCAGUAACACAGUAGUUCGCCUCUGUGUAGCUGUUAAGAGACAAUUGCAAGUUUACUAUUGGAAAGGAAAAGAUUUCUUGGAACAUUCUGAAAAUAUUAACUUACCAGAUAUACCUCGUACAUUAGUGUGGUGUGAUCAAACAGUAAUUAUUGGCUGUAAAAAUGAAUAUUACUUAUUUGAUGUUACUAUGGAACAAGUAAAACCUUUGUUCUUAACUGGAAAAAAUCAAGAACCAAUUAUAACCAAAAUAUCGGACACAAUGUUUGGUGUUGUCAAAGAUUCCCAUUUAAUUGUCAUGAGUACAAUGGGCAAAGUAGCUGAGCAGCAAUUUAUUAAAUGGGUAGACACACCAUCUAUUAUUUUGUAUGAUGAACCUUACUUAAUUGCAAGUAUAGGCGAUAAAUUGUAUGUACAAACUAUAGAAUCAGUUGAAAGUUCGGUGUCGCGUCAAGUAAUAUCAGCUUCUUCUAAAACUAUGAAUAUGUUUACUUGUAAAAGUGGUUUAAUUUAUGUUUCGUCUACAUUGGAUGUUUGUUGUUUAAAAGCAGUUCCAUUUUCUAAACAAAUUAAACGACUUCUUGAAGACAAAGAUUUUCAACUGGCUUUAAAAUUAGCUAACAUAUCUGAUGAAUCUAUUGACGAUAAAGAAAAAAAUGUAUCACAAAUUAGAACUUUAUAUGCUAAUGAUUUAUUUGAAAAAAAGAAAUAUCAAGAAUCCAUGAGAGAAUUUUUAAAGUUGAAUACGGAUCCUUAUGAUGUUAUCAGAUUAUUUCCAAAUUUAUUACCUCAAAGUGAUUCAGACUACGGAGAAGAAAUACUUGAAAAAGAGAUGGAAAUAAAAAUUGUUGCAUUAAUUGAAUAUUUAACCGAGGUGAGAUUCAAUCUUUUAAAAGAACCCAAUGUUAAAAAUCAAUCAGAUAUUCUUGAAAUAAAUACUAAUCAUCAAGAACAGUUACUUCAGAUUAUAGACACAACACUUCUAAAAUGUUAUUUACAAACUAAUGACGCUCUAAUAGCACCUCUUUUAAGACUUAACCAUUGUCAUUUAUUAGAAACUGAAACAACAUUAAAAAAGUAUAAAAAAUACAGCGAAUUAAUAAUUUUGUAUCAAACCAAAGGAUUACAUAGCAAAGCAUUAGAACUUCUUCAAAAGCAGUCAGAUGAUUCCGAUUCUAAUCUCAAAGGACCUGAAAGAACUAUUCAAUAUCUACAAAAUAUUGGUUCAAAUAAUAUUGAUAUUAUUCUACAGUUUUCUGAUUGGGUAUUAAAAAAGUACCCAGAAGAAGGACUUACUAUAUUUACAGAAGAUGUUGCUGAAGUUGAACAUUUACCUAGGCCUAAAGUAUUGGAUUUUUUAAUUAGAAAUCACAAAAAUUUAAUUAUACCUUAUAUGGAACAUGUUAUACACGUUUGGAAUGAUACCAAUGCUAUAUGUCAUAAUGCUUUAAUACAUCAAUACAGAGAAAAGCUUCAAAAAUAUAAUUCCAUGUCAAUGCAAGCUGAUGAACAAACAGCUCAAAACACUAAAACUAAACUUCUGGAAUUUUUAGAACAAUCAAAGUAUUAUACUCCUGAAACAGUAUUGGUACAUUUUCCAUUGGACGGAUUUUUUGAAGAACGUGCUAUAGUAUUAGGUAAACUGGGUCGCCAUGAACAAGUCUUAUCUAUGUAUGUCACUGUGUUGGAUGAUGUUAACCGAGCGAUCGAGUACUGUGAUAAAGUUUAUAAAUCAAAAAAUGAAAACUGUGAUCAAAUUUAUGUUAUACUAUUGAGAUUGCUCAUUGACCCUCCAGAUAGUUGGUUAGCUGGACUAGGGGAUGUAUCUAAACCAGCACCCAAUUUAGAGAAAGUUAUUGAAAUUUUAAAUAAAAAUGCUGCUCAAAUAGCUACUCCAGAUGUAUUAAAAGUGUUACCAGAUGAAAUACCUAUUCAUCGUAUUAGUAAUUUUCUAGUUACUGCUCUAGACAAAGCAAUCAGCAAUAGAAGGCUUUAUCAAGUGAACCGUGGACUACUCUAUGCUAAACUUUUAAAAAUUCAACAACAGAGAAUAUUUUAUGAGUCACAAAAUAUUACUUUGACAGAAUUUAAUAUCUGCGGAGUGUGUAAAAAACGAUUUGGAAAUCAAAGUGCAUUUGUAAGAUGUCCAAAUGGUGAGAUUGUCCAUUAUUCAUGUCAUAAUCACAAGGCAGAUUAAUAAGAAAACUUAUAAUAUCUGAGUUCAUUGGUACAAGUUAAAACAGUCAUAAAUAAUUAAAUGGAUAUGUCAGAUCCAGAUCCUUCAUGAUCAGAAUCCAUAAAUGUAUCUUCUUCAUGUACAGCAUUAUUGAAUGGUGUUGAUUCAUUUUCCGCAUUAUUAACACCACUAAAUGUUGCAUCUAAAAGUGAACCAUUUAAAACGGGUCCAGUUGAAUCUGCAGAUGUGGCUGUUGAAGUAUUGCAUGGUUUUCCCAAACUCUCUAAACUCUCCAUAACUCGUUUGUUAUUUGGGUCAAGACUAAAAACCAAUAAAUGAUAGUUAUUAUGUGAUUUUUUAACUAAAAUAUUAGUUUUUUUAUUGGAUUCAUAAAAUCUAAAUAAUAAAUUAUAAAAAAGUCCUAUUGUUAUUGGAUAAAAUAUUCUCAUUAAACUAUGUUAUUUUUUAUUGUUUUUAUAAUUAGUGUACUAUAUUUAAAUUUUAAAUUAUUUUUAAAAUGAAAAAUUAAUUAUACUUAUAUUAUGAAGGAUUAUUAUA
Aphis gossypii (cotton aphid) is the source of this 3306-nucleotide messenger RNA. RefSeq names its product vam6/Vps39-like protein (gene Vps39). The record is from RefSeq and is a predicted model, not a curated record. Gene Ontology annotation, cellular component: cytoplasm; membrane. The transcript has 16 exons. NCBI's taxonomy places the organism in Eukaryota, Metazoa, Arthropoda, Insecta, Hemiptera, Aphididae. The coding region runs from base 190 to 2769 and encodes 859 amino acids. Gene Ontology annotation, biological process: endosomal vesicle fusion; vesicle-mediated transport; autophagy.